GAUCGCCAGGUCCUUCCCCGAAGCAGAGGUGCCCUUACCCUCCUGUGUCCGUUCCAGCCGGGCCCACCCGGUUCUGGCCCACCCUGGCAGCGCAGCUCGGGGGGCAGAGGAGGAGGAGGAGGACGACGACGACUACAACGACGACGAUGUGCCCGGAGGCCCGGCCCACUUGGCCCAAGCAGACAGCGCGCACCUGAGGAUGAGCCACUGUCUGCGUGUGCCAGGCCCCUUCUGGGGUGGGGCGGGCUCAGGAGCCCCAGACCCUGCCAAGGUGGCUUUCUCCUACCGGGCCGGGUGGAGUGGCACGGCCCGUCAGCGCAGCGCUCUGCACGGCCUGCUGCAGCGCCAGCACUGCUUGCACCUGGCUCGCAACUACAGCCGCCGUCUUAAGGCGGCUUCUGACUUCGUCUGCCGCUUGAUGGUGGCCGAGCGCUGUCUUUUGCCACCGGUCGGCAGGCAGAGUGGUGGCAGGGGCCGCCUGCUGCGAGGACUCUGCCAGGAGCUGGCGGUCCACACCUCUCACUGGGACUGCCUGCAGUGCCACAUGCGCAGGGACCCCUGGCUGGGGCCUGUGCUGCUUCAGCAGCCCGAGGUGGUGCAGCGCAUGAAGCAGUCCCUCUUCCUGCUGGCCCUGCAUGCGCUUUGCCUGCUGGAGAGCUGCCUGGUGGCCCUGUUGCAAAACUGGGCCUGUGGCCCCCCCACCUUGCUCUCAGAGGUGUUCCAGGGACUGGAGAGCUACAACCAGGGGCUGAGUGAGUGGGCACUGCAGGAGGCCAAGCUGGGGCCUGGGGCUUCGGGGCAACAAGGGCUGUGGGGGGGCCGUGCCUUCUCUGUGGAGAGGGUGCUGGCCAUCUUGGCAGCUGAAAGAGGACGCCUGGCAGGCGAGAGACUGUCGCUGCUCCUCCCUUGGCAGCAGGCGGGGACCAGCGAUCUGAAGCCAGCAGCUGAUGGCACUUCUGGGGCAGGCGAGGGCCUCCCUGCGCACCUGGAGACCGUGUGCCGGGAGGAGGAGGCGGCGGUCACGGCGCUGCUGCAAGAACUGCUUGCGUCCACCGACGGCCUGGGACAUCGCCUCCUGCACCGGCCCAAGCAGGAGCAGCCCCCAGAGCCUCUCACUGCAGGCCAGGUCCUGGGCCCCGCCCUGUUGCCCAGCCGGACGUCUCUGGACUGGCUGGACGCAGCUGGGAUUCUCUACGCCGAAUACCGGCCCCUCUUCUGGAGAGCUGCGUCGACCUCCUUGGCGUGCCAGCUGGAGCUCCGUUCACCCCUGGCUCAGCUUCAGGAGGGGGCCUGGGCUGCCCUGGGCCGGCAGUUGACCCACGCCCUGGACGAGGCUUGCCUGCCUCUGGAGGCUGCCGGGGAACUGAAGGAUGCGGCGCUUCAUCUGCUUAAGCUUGACAUCCUCUGGCGAUGGGACCCAGGAUUCUGCCACGCUCUGGGCACCAGCCUUGUGGACAAAUGCUUGCCCAAGCCCACCACUGUGGCCUGCAGCCAGACAGGGCAGCUCUUGCAGCGCCUCUUCCUGCUCCUGGCCUUCAGUAUGAGAUGCCUGGAUACCCAGCCCUGCAGUGGUGACCCAGGGAAUCGCCUUCUCCCUGCCAGCCUGCCCCUGCAGCUGCUUUCCCUUGCAGUGGCUACCAGCCAUGCCUCUUCCUACUGGGCCACGAGCAAGGCCUACCAGUACUUGGCCUCCUGGUCCCUCAGCCAAUUUCUUCUUGUGACGCAAGGAGAUUUGCAGCUGCUGAAGACUGAAGCAAAGAAGAUGUUGGUGCAGGUGGGCAGAAUCUUCUUGGAGGAUAAGUGGAAGCAGAGCCCUUUGGCCUCUCAUCAGGAGCGGGAGCUGAGCCUGCAACUCCACGCAGCAGCCACCAGCAUCCAACUUUUUGCAAACGACGUGUUGGAGUUGUUUUAUUUGGACUGCAAACGAGUGUCGGCAGAGGUCUUUGGACAGUCUAUGCCACUUGGCAAAUACUGGCGUCUCGCCCUCCGAGAAGAGGUGCCCUCCGCUCCCAGUGAGUAUGCCCAGGCCGCCUCCCAAACUGUCCUGGCUCCAGUCUUGCAGGGCAUCCGGUGGCUGUCCCGUGAUGCCCAGGCGGUGGUCCUCAGCCAGGUCAUGACUGCUUUCUUGGAAGCCUGGAUGGGCCACAUCCUGGCCCAGAAAAUCAAGUUCAGCAAAUGGACAACGCCAUCGCAUGCCUUUUGCAGCAGCCUGCCAAGGUGGCCUUGCCCUCGCACAGCUGGGACGCCCUACACAAGUGCUGCUCACGGGACGGGACGCGGUCGUGGGAUGGCAGCCCAGGCAGCCUGAGCAGUCUGGAGUGCCUGGAGGGGCUGCCUGUCCACGUGCGAGCUGCACCAGGGAGUCGGGCAGGUGACCUGCUGGGCCACACA
This is a messenger RNA of Python bivittatus (Burmese python), 2391 nucleotides long. The record is from RefSeq and is a predicted model, not a curated record. Lineage: Eukaryota; Metazoa; Chordata; Lepidosauria; Squamata; Pythonidae.